AACUUAUGAACCAGUAAAAUGCAAACCUUACUUGCUUACUGCCACCCAUGAUAAAGUUAUUAAAGGUCAGAUGACGUUUUAUCAAAGCUCUAAUGGAAGCAUCGUGGUGACAGGAACAUAUCAAUAUGGAUUCAAUAAUCCAUGUGAUUGGUGUUAUACUUGGUCAAUUCAAAAUCAAUGUGGUGAAGUUGUUUAUAAUUUCACUGACCUUUAUACUGAAUAUGCCACAAAAAGUGGUUGUGAUGGUUAUCCUCCUGAUCAUAAAUGUAAAAAGAGAGUGUCGAUUCUUAUGAGAGGUGAUAAACAUGACAAGUGUUACAUUGGAGAAUGGGGAACAAAACCUUGGGUGCUUAGAUUUAAUAAUUUAAUUUGGGAUUGUGAUCAUAAAGGUAUUAAGCAUAAAACAUGUGAAGGUAAAAAGAUUUAUGAUGAAUGGGAUGAAAAACACAAAGUUCCAAAACGGCUUAAAGAUCAAGGUUCGCCAACUGGAUUAUUUCUUGUAAUUAAAGGUUAUAGUAAAAGUGGGAAACGUGUUUACGCUGAUGAUGAUGUUGCCCCCGUGAAUGAUUAUGAGGAUUGA
This is a messenger RNA of Racocetra persica, 580 nucleotides long. The record is from the annotation of a GenBank genome assembly. NCBI's taxonomy places the organism in Eukaryota, Fungi, Glomeromycota, Glomeromycetes, Diversisporales, Gigasporaceae.